Messenger RNA from Stereum hirsutum FP-91666 SS1, 718 nucleotides. RefSeq lists its product as uncharacterized. The record is from RefSeq and is a predicted model, not a curated record. The transcript has 5 exons. Lineage: Eukaryota; Fungi; Basidiomycota; Agaricomycetes; Russulales; Stereaceae. The annotation marks the transcript as partial.
UACAAGCAUAAACCUGCCGACGAAGAACGUUGGGCAGCCGUGAUCCGGUCGAACCCCAAGCGAGUCGUUAGCGCACUUGGUCUGUAUUCAUCUCCAGACGCUACAAACCAGUGGGGUGAUACAAUUGCGGACGUACACCCUCUUGUACAAGCGGCCGAGUAUGCAGCCAAAAAAGGGGGGAAACCAUGGGCGAACCUUGUUAAAGCCGGCUUCAUCGAUGCUGUUUGCAAGGCAGUUCUCGAGAUCAACACACAAGCAUAUGAGGACGAAUAUCCUGCAGUGGAUCCAGCCAUUCGUAAGCAGGUUCUAGAAGCACGGCCUCCUUCGUAUUACCUCGCCCUGUGGAUCCUUUUUCAAGCCGGAAAUCAUCUAACAAGGCAGCCUGCGAUUGAGUCAAGUCGUGUGUUUGCUUUGACUGUCAAGAAAAAUUGGUCCAAAUUCAUGCAACGACUAUGGUCCGAUCCGGAUGCGAAAGAUCCUCACAAAUUAUACGGGACUCACUUCAGUAACAGGAUUGAACUUACCGGUCUUUUUCAUUCAUUACUUGAAACUGAUCCUCCGUUCAUCAAUACUAUAAUCGAUGACUCAGAUGUCACACUAUCUCUUUUUACUCGCUACUGGACACAAGCUGUUAAAUCCGGGUACCUCCUCACCUAUAUCGAUAUCAUAAGCGAGAUACUGUGUUCUGUUUCCACGACAAUCCUCGCUCCGACUCCUC